This is a messenger RNA of Phodopus roborovskii (desert hamster), 2681 nucleotides long. RefSeq names its product nectin cell adhesion molecule 2 (gene Nectin2). The transcript is spliced from 9 exons. Lineage: Eukaryota; Metazoa; Chordata; Mammalia; Rodentia; Cricetidae. Bases 237 to 1829 code for a protein of 530 amino acids. Gene Ontology annotation, cellular component: focal adhesion; apical junction complex; extracellular exosome. Gene Ontology annotation, molecular function: cell adhesion molecule binding. The record is from RefSeq and is a predicted model, not a curated record. Gene Ontology annotation, biological process: fusion of virus membrane with host plasma membrane; coreceptor-mediated virion attachment to host cell; susceptibility to T cell mediated cytotoxicity.
GCCGGUGACGUCACGAGUCCGGCCCGCUGGAGCUAAGCGAGGGGCCGGGGGGCGCGGAUCCUGAGAGCCAGGCGGGGAAAGCUGGGCCAAAAGAGCUGAUCCGGGGAGCCGUGAUCGGCGGGAACCGGCCUGGAGCCGGGCACUUCAGGCCCCUGACCGCCCUCGCAGCCGAUCGGUGAACGCGGAGUGGCCCCUAGGCACCCCCUGCCCGGGCCCAGUCCCUCCCCGGGCCCCCCAUGGCCCGGGCCGCAGUCCUCCCGCCGUCCAGAUUGUCACCGUCGCUGCCGUUGUUGUCGCUGCUUCUGCUCCUGCUCCAGGAAACAGGAGCCCAAGAUGUGCGCGUUCGAGUGCUCCCAGAGGUUCGCGGCCGCCUGGGAGGCACCGUGGAGCUGCCGUGUCACCUGCUCCCACCCACGUCGGAACGCGUCUCUCAGGUGACCUGGCAGCGCCUGGAUGCCACGGUCGUGGCCGCCUUCCACCCAUCCUUCGGCGUGGACUUCCCCAAUACUCAGUUCAACAAGGAGCGUCUGUCCUUCGUCAGAGCGAACCAGGAGACAAAUGCAGACCUCCGGGAUGCCACGCUGGCCUUCCGGGGACUGAGGGUGGAGGACGAGGGGAAUUACACCUGCGAGUUUGCCACCUUUCCCAACGGUACCCGCAGGGGGGUGACGUGGCUCAGAGUCAUAGCCCAACCUGAGAAUCAUGCUGAGGCUCAGGAGGUCACCAUUAGCCCUGAGUCCGUGCCUGUCGCCCGCUGCGUCUCCACGGGAGGCCGCCCACCUGCCCGGAUCACCUGGAUCUCGUCUCUCGGUGGAGAGGCCCGAGAUAUUCAGGAGCCGGGGCCACAGACUGGCACGGUCAACGUCAUCAGCCGAUACUCCUUGGUGCCGGUGGGCCGAGCGGAUGGCGUCAAGGUCACGUGCAGAGUGGAACACGAGAGCUUCGAGGAGCCGCUCCUGCUGCCGGUGACCCUCUCCGUGCUCUACCCUCCCGAAGUGUCCAUCUCCGGCUAUGAUGACAACUGGUACCUCGGCCGCAGUGAAGCCAUCCUGACCUGUGAUGUGCGCAGCAACCCAGAGCCCACAGGCUACGAUUGGAGCACGACCUCGGGCGUCUUCCCAGCCUCUGCGGUCGUCCAGGGUUCUCAGCUACUUGUCCACUCUGUGGACCGGAUGGUCAACACUACCUUCAUCUGUACGGCUACCAACGCUGUGGGGACAGGCCGUGCUGAGCAGCUCAUCCUGGUCCGAGAGUCACCCAGCACAGCAGGAGCAGGAGCCACAGGCGGCAUCAUCGGAGGCAUCAUCGCCACCAUCAUCGCCACUGCAGUGGCCGCCACAGGCAUCCUCAUCUGCCGGCAGCAGAGGAAGGAGCAGCGGCUUCAGGGGGCUGAUGAAGAAGAGGAACUGGAAGGACCUCCCUCCUAUAAGCCACCAACCCCCAAGGCCAAGCUGGAGGAGCCAGAGAUGCCCUCCCAACUCUUCACUCUGGGGGCCUCGGAGCACAGCCCCGUGAAGACGCCAUAUUUCGACUCGGGUGUCUCUUGUGUUGAUCAGGACAUGCCUCGGUAUCACGAGCUGCCCACCCUGGAAGAGCGGUCAGGGACCCUGCUUUUGGGGGCCACGGGCCUGGGACCUUCUCUUCUGGUACCUCCAGGACCCCCUGUUGUGGAGGGGGUUUCCCUGGGUCUGGAAGAUGAGGAUGAAGAUGAGGAGGAGGAAGACUUCCUGGAUAAAAUCAACCCUAUUUAUGAUGCCCUGUCCUACCCCAGCCCCUCUGAUUCCUACCAAGGCAAAGACUUUUUUGUGUCACGAGCCAUGUAUGUGUGAGGCACAGGGGCUCUGACCUUUCACCCUUGGCCCCUCAGCUCUCCACCAGCGAUCUAGGAUGCUCUGACUUCCAGCCAAGCCAGGCUCAGCUAUCAACCCUGCAAUCCACCUGUGUGUGACUUCUUAGUAGUUCCACUAUGACCUCCGACCCUGAAAAACCUGCAUGACUGGGAACCUGGGAGGGAGCUGAGAGGAGCCUUCUGCAUCACCUCUGACCCCUCAAGGACUCUUGAGGCUCCUAAGACUGCCACCCUCUAAUCAUGCCACUCACUACCAAAAAAAAAAAAAAAAAAAAAAAAAAGAAAAACAAACAAAAAAACCCAAAGAAGAAGGGACCUCGGACUUGUCCUCAGACAAUAGAGUCCGCACAGGUCUGCAAGAACAGGGUCAGGGGCUACCUGCUGCUCAGACCUGAGCCCUCCAGGCAGCAGAAGCUCACCUGAUCCCUCCCCACCCUCCUCCCCAAAGGUGAAAAGGAGAGGACUCCCCUGUGUCAGGUAGGACCUCCCCAUCUCCACCCACUCCUGCAGGCAGGAAACUCAGGGUUCACACCCUCUCCUUAUCACCCGGUACCCCAGUUCCUGUCUCCAGAGCAUGAAGCCUAGGCCCAGUGCUGGAGGGGAGAGCCUAAUGCAAGUGUGCCUUGCCACCCCGUGUUUGAGAGAUUUGCUCUUAUCUUGAAGACUACUGAAUCCUUUUAACCCCUGCCCAGUGGGAGGAGAAUUAUACGACCCUCUUUAGGGGGUGGAGGGGGGUUGUGUGAGAUGGAGCAUUUGGGCAUCUGGGUUGGGAAUUUGGGCGAUGUUAUUUUGUAAGCAUUUCCUACAAAAUAUGAGUUUAUACUUUGAUAAA